Messenger RNA from Ordospora pajunii, 1017 nucleotides. RefSeq names its product UTP--glucose-1-phosphateuridylyl transferase. The record is from RefSeq and is a predicted model, not a curated record. Gene Ontology annotation, molecular function: uridylyltransferase activity. The transcript has a single exon. Bases 1 to 1017 code for a protein of 338 amino acids. NCBI's taxonomy places the organism in Eukaryota, Fungi, Microsporidia, Ordosporidae.
AUGGGAUAUGUUAGCAUGAACAGUGUGAACCUCAUCAAGCCAUACGAUGGCUUUGAGCUCAACAAUGAUGGGAAGAAAUACAAGAAGAUGGGUGAGGAUAUUCUUAGGUCGAAGAGUCUUGGAGUGGUGAUUCUGAGUGGAGGGCAAGGUACUCGACUUGGAAUCACACAGCCAAAGGGGUUGUUUGCAAUCAAAGGCAAGACUCUAUUUGAGUGGCAUAUGGAAAGGAUUCAGGAGCUUGUCAAGAGCUAUGGCGCAAAGAUGUCUGUGUUUGUGAUGACUUCUUCAUUCACCGACAAGGAGGUUAAGGAGUACUUUUCGAAAAGGGACUUUGGCCUGAAGAUCCAGUUCUUCAUGCAGAGCAAUUCUGUAAGCGUGGAUGUGAAUGGAAAGCCCCUUCAAUGCUUUGGAAAGGAUGUCGAAUCUCCGUAUGGAAAUGGAGACAUGUUCAAGGCCAUUCAGCAGGUCAGUCUUGAGGAGAUAGAUGCGCUGAAUGUGAUAUCCAUAGACAAUGUGCUUGCAAAGAUCCUGGAUCCGGUGUUUGUCGGUGCAUUUUACUCGAGGGAGUAUGAUGUGCUGAGCAAGUCUGUAACGAAGGGUGAGAACGAGAGUGUGGGAGCGUUUCUGAUGAGCAAUGGCAGGCUCGUGAUCAGAGAGUACAGUGAGAGUGUGGCAGGUUCGAAUGGCGAAAGUGGAAUACAAGGAAACAUUUGCAACCACAUUUUCAAAACGUCGUUUGUCAAGAGCAUGAGAAAUGUGGAUCUCAAAGAGCAUAAGGCAUUCAAGGCAAUUCCGUACAGUGUUGGGGACAAGCUGGUCAAGCCAUCGAGCCCAAACGGAUACAAGAAGGAGACAUUCAUUUUUGACUGCUUUGAAUAUACGGACAAAAACGGAGUGAUGAAUGUUCCUAGAGAAAAGGAAUUUUCUCCAUUGAAGAAUGGACAAGGGUCUGUCUCUGACAACCCAAUGACAUGCACAUUUGCAGUUGAGAAUCAUAGAUUUGAGGCAUCCUCAUAA